AUGGAGGUGAGAUGGGUCCGAUCCCAGGACUCUGCUGUUGUGCACCUGUACCAAAAUGGGCAGGAUCGCUUUGAAAAUCAAAUGUUGGACUAUCAAGGAAGGACAGAGCUGCUGAAAGAUGACAUCACCAAUGGAAGUGUUUCCCUGAGAAUACGUGAUAUCCGACCUUCUGACGAGGGCCUGUACGUUUGUUUAUUUCAAUCACUUACCUUUUUUCAAGACGCCUCAGUGCUCCUGCAGGUGGAAGGUUUGGGCUCUGGCCCUGACAUCUCUGUGGAGGGACAUCAGGACGGAGGGAUCAAGGUGGUGUGUCGUUCAUCCAGAUGGUACCCACAGCCCGAGGCUCAGUGGAGAGAUCUUCAGGGGCAGUUCUUACCAUCAGCCUCUGAAAACAUAUCCCAAGCAGCCGGUGGCCUGUUUCAAACAGAGAUUGCCAUUGUUAUAACAGAAGAAUCCAACCAGAAAGUGUCCUGCUGUGUUAGGAACCCGCGUGUCAACCAGGAGAGAGAGUCAGCAAUUUACAUAGCAGAUCUCUUUUUUCCACGGGUCUCUCCCUGGGUGGUGGCUCUGGCAGUGAUCCUGGCUCUUGUCAUUGUCCUGGCCAUCUGCUGCAUCUGGACACAACGCAGAGCAAAAGAGACCCUGCAAACUCAUAUGAAGAAUCGGAAGGGGAUUCUGCUAACUGAAAUGGAGCAUGAGAAUGAGAGUCUGCAAUCUGAACUGGCGAAACAGAAAGAGGCCCACCUUGCAGAGAAAGAGAUUCUGAUAUCUGAAAUGGAGCAUGAGAAAGAGAGACUACAAUCUGAACUGGAGAAACAGAAAGAGGCCCACCUUGCAGAGAAAGAGAUUCUGAUAUCUGAAAUGGAGCAUGAGAAAGAGAGACUACAAUCUGAACUGGAGAAACAGAAAGAGGCCCACCUUGCAGAGAAAGAGAUUCUGCUAACUGAAAUGGAACGUGAGAAAGAGAGUCUGCAAUCUGAACUGGAGAAACAGAAAGAGGCCCACCUUGCAGAGACAGCCAAACUCCAGGCUGAGAUCGUUACAGGGUGGAGAAGCGCACAGCUCUACGCAGUGGAUGUGACUCUGGAUCCCAGCACAGCAAAUCCCUACCUCGUCCUGGCUGAGGAUCGGAAAUGUGUGACAUACCGAGACGAGCGCCAGGAUCUGCCUGACAAUCCGGAGAGAUUUGAUACUAUGGCGGUUGUCCUGGGCGCUGAGGGAUUCACGGGCGGGAAACGUUACUGGGAGGUGGAGGUUGGAGGAAAGCAUCUCUGGACUCUGGGGGUCUGUAGGGAAGCUGUGCGCAGGAAGGGGCAUAUUCUAUUUCUACCAAAGAAUGGUUACUGGACAAUAUGUCAGCAUGCUGGGCUAUUCAAGGCCAAUACCUCCCCCGAGACCGUCCUGCCCAUGAGCGUCAGGGCCAGACGAUUGGGGAUUUUCCUGGACUAUGAGGCGGGCAAGGUCUCCUUUUACAAUGUGACGGACAAGUCCCAUCUCUUCACUUUCACUGACACCUUCUCUGGGGUCCUCCGCCCUUAUUUCAACCCUGAAAACAAUAAAUGGGGCCCAAAUAGGUGUCCCCUGAUAAUCUGCCCAGUCCCAGCUCAGGCUGGAGGGAGUCUCUGUCCUGGACAGUGA
Mauremys mutica (yellowpond turtle) is the source of this 1638-nucleotide messenger RNA. Its product is annotated as butyrophilin subfamily 2 member A1-like. Gene Ontology annotation, molecular function: signaling receptor binding. Gene Ontology annotation, biological process: T cell receptor signaling pathway; regulation of cytokine production. The record is from RefSeq and is a predicted model, not a curated record. Gene Ontology annotation, cellular component: external side of plasma membrane. The transcript is spliced from 19 exons. NCBI's taxonomy places the organism in Eukaryota, Metazoa, Chordata, Testudines, Geoemydidae. Bases 1 to 1638 code for a protein of 545 amino acids.